This is a messenger RNA of Haplochromis burtoni (Burton's mouthbrooder), 7658 nucleotides long. It is a transcript of the gene arhgap29b, whose product is annotated as Rho GTPase activating protein 29b. The record is from RefSeq and is a predicted model, not a curated record. Bases 3247 to 6957 code for a protein of 1236 amino acids. Lineage: Eukaryota; Metazoa; Chordata; Actinopteri; Cichliformes; Cichlidae. Gene Ontology annotation, molecular function: GTPase activator activity. Gene Ontology annotation, cellular component: cytoplasm. Gene Ontology annotation, biological process: signal transduction; activation of GTPase activity. The transcript has 20 exons.
AGUUUCUCGCUAGUAUGCAUGGAUGAGACACACAGUUGAACUUGCACACUGGCACCCAGAUGAUGGUCAAAUAUAGAUGCGUGGAAUCUCACGAUUGUAACACUGAUGUCAGCAUAUGGGUAUACGUCAGUCUCUCAGAUCGGUGUGGCAAAUACGGUGCUGGAAUAUUACACUGAUCUCUGUUUGGUUAGGGUCGGCUUGGAGAAAUGUUACUAAAAGCUCACACUGUAAGAAGUUGUUAUUCCUUAAGCAACAGAUCCAUUUCCUGUCUCACAAAUGAACACAAACAAAGGGAAGCUCAACUGAGAGGUUAAUCUGCUGGAAUUGAGAUCCACUGCAAGUGUAGUUCUUCUCUUGAUUUGAACUCAAGAUAGAUAUAUACAUAUUUCAGCUAAUGUGGAAGCCUUCAACAGAACUGAUUGUCGAUCUUUACAGUCGCAUUUGUUCUUUUGCUUUCUUUGUUCUUUGUUUUUACCUGUGUUGUAAGGUGUCUGGAUGUCUGACAGGUCACCUGGCUUAUCUCAAUAUUUGUGUUGUGACCUAAUCCUUAAAAACACUCAAGAAUGCCUGUUUGUAGCCUGAGUGUUGCUUUGACAAUGAUGAGAAUACAAAAGGGAAACAAAAUAGACAGAUUAGCCAAAGAAAUUAUAGGCACUGUGAAGACUGAUCUUUACUGAUGGCAUGAGUCAUAAGGACAAAGAAUUACACCAGCUUAGUUUAGACAUAUUUAUGCAGCACAAAGAUUCUGAACAGCUGCAAAAAAUCUAUUUUUUUUCUUUUAAUCUCAGUUAGAGAGUAAAUUAUACAUAUCAGAUUGAUUAAAACAUUAAAUGACUUUGUUGAUGUAAUUUUAAAUUUUAGAAUAUGUGCUGUCAGUUAUAUAUUCUAAAAGCUAUAGCUAUAUUUUAAAUAUCAGAAAUUUUCAAAAAGAAAGAUGAAGUAGAACUGAAGUGAAGAGAAAGUAAGCACUAGUGUGAAAUUCAUAUCCAUACCCUGAUAUGAGCUAAGUUGGGUGGAUCCCUAAUUAGAAAAAUAUUUCUCAAAAUAUUUUUCACGUCCUGGCUCUCCCUAUGGUAGCUGGGAUUGGAUCCACUCUUCCCACAACCCUGAUGAAGACAAGCGGAAGAGAAUGGAUGAAUUUUUGAAUUUUAAAAACCUUAACUAUUUUUAAGUAUUCAGUAAAACUAAAACUGGACAAGAGUACGCAUGAAUCAAGACCUUAACCAAGUUCAUUGAGUCAUUUGGUACUUGGAGACAACAGUUUCUUUCUUUAGAAAAGGCAUUGCUUAGUUGUGGUUGGACUAACAGUUCUCCAGUUAAUGCCACUGCUGAGAUUAAUGUGGUUUAAAAGCUACGUGCUGUGACAGAGUUAUUUUUUAAAUUGCAAUGGUCCACUUACUUAUUUAAUUAUUUAUUGUUGACCCACCUGCUUUGGCUGCUUAACAAGAGAUGGAGGCCCAUGGGGAACUACAUUGCUCCACUUCUCUCUGAAAACCCUGGCAAAACCAGCAUGCUGACACGUGGAAACCAGGGCAUGUAGUGUAAGAUUGAAAAUGAAAAUAAAAUCAACACUUCUGUCUGAUGUCAGGCUUGUGUCAUUCUGUACAUGGCAGUGUGGUGUUGAUCCUUAUGUGUAAAGCUCUGCUAUAGAGUGUUGCAUUAAAGCCAGUGCGUUCAUAUGUAGUUGAGUUUGGAGUUUGCCUGUCCACAAGGGGGUGCCUUAUGUCAACACUCUCCCUGGUUGAACUGUCCCUAAUGGCCAGUAGGUAACACAAUACUGACACAGGCUGCUAGCCAGAGGAUCGAAAAGGAGAGGUUGAAAGAGGGAUGAAUCAGUUAGACAUCAGAUGAAGAGUCAAAGGUCUGGAUGAUAACAGGCCUUGUGUGCCUCACUGUCUUCAGACCGUGUCAUCUCUUCGCCCAUGUUCCUCUUUGAAGCUUGGUCAUGGCACCUGGAGCACUGGGACAGCUGCCAAAAUUCACUGGGAAAAAAAAUUCCUCCUUUCUUCUUCAAACACAUGGUUGUCUAACCUGUUUCAUGUGUGAUAUGAUCUGCUCAUGCUCUUACUAUUGUUUUUCUUAAUUUGACGCUGUGUCGAAAACUUGACAAUGUCAGAAACAUGUUGUGCUCCAGUUCAACUUUUAGCCUGUGUCUUUGUGUGUCGUCACAAAGAUAAAAAUCUUUUUCACAGACUUUCAUUGGCUCAGAACAAACCAAGUCAAGCGUUCUUUCCUGGUCACAUUUCGUCUAUGUGUUCCUUUUCCCCUCCCACUACUGAAAACUGCAGGGCAUUGCAAUAAAAGUGUUGACUUCCUCAGCUUAUUGAAAUUCUUUCCUCGCUUUCUGCUCCCCUUUGUCUAUAAAUAUGCUUACAGCUGAAAGAGUGUGUUUGUCUAAAGGAGUCAGUCUUGUGUGUUCGUGACAAAGGCGAUCUUAUGUCCCUGUGCUCCUUAUUGUAGAAUGAUUAAAUUGAUUUUAGGAAAGUGUGUUAUUUACUGAUAAUGGAUUCUGGGGUUUUUGGGGGAUUUAAACACAGUUGUUGUUUUAGUUUUACCUAGUAAUAGAGCCAAUUACAUUCAAGUAACGUUGGUGAUGUGCUUCCAAUAGAAACAUUGAGACAUCUAAAGUCAGAAUGAUACACCAGCUUUAGCAUACUUUUUCCUGAGCUAAUGUUCCUACUUACAGCUAAACCAUGAGAAAACAAUGGGUCCUGCACUUGAAUGAUGCAGUUUCCAUAUUUCAGUCAUGACAAGGGGGGCUGAGCUCUGGAAUCAUUGUUAAAGGACCCACAGGAUGUCCUGAGGAAGAACUCCGCGCUGAGUUGUACGCUAGCAUUCAGGGCCAGUGAGGUGCACGGCAGGGAGGUUCGCACCACACCUCCUCUCUUUUUGGUGUCCUCGAGUGUCUCCCUGGAAAGUGGGGUUGCCUCUUCAAGCCAGGAUGCCGUGACUUUUCUGUGCUUCUUCAUAAGCUGGGACUUAAUAGUUUAUGCUUUUACAACUGGCAUGGAUGGAGAUUACUCACGAUGAGAAAAUGAAAGCACAAAAUAUAGAAAGUGUUCUCGAAACGAGAUCUGUUUAGAGAUUUUUGGUCCCAGUUGCUAGACAACUGAGGCGGCAAGGAGAAAAGCUGUUAACUUCUCCACAACCGUGAACCCAGAGAAUAAAAAAGUUAUAUUUGCCGAGAUACACACAUCCAUUGACACUUUGGCAUUCACAUUCGGCAAUGUAGUUUCUGACUUCCUUAUGGGAGAUGUGGACAGCAGCCCAGGGUUGGGGAUCGCCCAGAAAAACAGAAGCAGGUCUUCUGACAACCUCUCUGUGGAUCCCGAGGGAUAUGUUUCAGAGAAAAGGGAGCUUGUGGGCUCAGAAGUGUCACAGCCACGAGAGGAGGAAGUUGACUUGACCUUGCUGAAGAAUGACAGUGGAGUUGAGUCCGCCCUACUCUAUGCCAAGACCUGCUCCAAGUACAUCAAAGAUCUUCUGGCCUGGAUGGAAAAACGGCUAGCCAUGGAUAUUGAGAAUGCUAAAAGCUACGUCAAAAUGGCUGAGUCUGCAAAAACACUGGCCAGUCAAAAGGACUACAUGCCAUUCAGUGACCUCUACGUUUCUGCAUUCAAGAAAGACAUGGAGUACAACCAGCUGCUUAUUCAAACCUCCAUGACUCUUCAGACCAAUAAAUUCAUGCAGCCUCUUGUGGCUCGCAAAAAUGAACUGGAUAAGCUGAGGAAAGAAAUCAAGGAGCAGUGGCAGAGGGAGCAGAAGAAAAUGCAAGAGGCAGAUGCAACCUUGCGAAAGGCACGGGUACUGAAGACCCAGAGGAGGGAGGAAUACCAAAAAGCCCAGUCAGCAGCAAGUCGCUCUCAGGAGGAUCAGUCUAAUGCUGGGAACAAACAGCUGGAGAAGAAGAGAAAGCUAGAAGAGGAGGCUUUACAAAAGGCGGAGGAGGCCCAGGGCCAGUACGAGAACUGCAUAGCUGACGCAGGGAGCAGGAAAAUGGAUCUGGCUAAUGCGAAGAGCACUAUCCUGACUCAGAUCCGAGAAAUGAUCUUCCAGUGUGACCUCACACUAAAAGCUGUGACAGUGAACUGGUUUCAAAUGCAGCAGACACAGACUGUGUCACUCCCUGCACACUACCAGGCCCUCAGUGAGAAUGCCAAGUUGUAUGAGCCGGGCGAAUGCUAUGCAGAGUUUGUGCGUAACCUGUCCAAAAAUCUCCCUAAAGAGCAUCUUCACUCCGACUCCAUCUCCUCCGAAAAUACAAGAUUUGGCAGCAAAAGGUCAGUGGGCAGCUAUCAUUCCUCCCACGGCAACCUGUCACAGGCAUCCACCACCUCUUGUGACGUGUUGAGCGGAGAGGAAACAGACAGUACCAUACAUCGGCCUGCAAAGAUCAGUGAGCACAGAUCCAGCAGCAGCACAGACAUACAAGCUCUAAGAAACCAGACCCCACUGAGAGCAUGGGGCUCAAGUAGUCAGGGGAGCCAGGGUGGGAUGUGCAGUGACUCAGAAAGUGCUGGAGGCAGCAGUGAGUCAAGGUCCAUGGACUCCCCCACUGCCAGUCCAGGCGACUUUAAGCGCCGUUUGCCCAGAACUCCUUCCACUGGGACCAUGUCUUCUGCUGACGAUCUGGAUGACAGAGAGGCACCAUCCCCCUCAGACAAUGGUCUGGCAGAGAUGGUGACAGAGACCUCCAGUUCUCCUGGUCCUUUCCGAAAUGCUCAGAUGUCCAAAGCUGCUCAAACCCAUAAGCUAAGAAAACUUCGAGCCCCGUCUAAAUGCAGAGAAUGUGAUAGUCUGGUCGUUUUCCAUGGAGCUGAAUGUGAAGAGUGCUCCUUGGCCUGCCAUAAGAAGUGUUUGGAGACACUCGCCAUCCAGUGUGGUCAUAAAAAGCUACAAGGCAGGCUACAACUGUUUGGUAUUGAUUUUGCCCAAGCAGCAAAAAACAGUCCAGAUGGUAUCCCCUUUAUAAUCAAGAAGUGCACUUCUGAGAUUGAGAGUCGAGCCCUCAACAUCAAGGGCAUUUAUCGUGUGAAUGGUGCCAAAUCACGCGUUGAGAAGCUCUGUCAGGCGUUUGAAAAUGGGAAGGACUUGGUUGAGCUGUCUGAUCUCUCCCCUCACGACAUCAGCAAUGUUCUCAAGCUCUAUCUUAGACAGUUACCAGAGCCACUGAUCCAUUAUCGAUUCUACAAUGAUGUCAUCGGUUUGGCAAAAGAGUGCCAGAGGGUGAUAGUGGAAGAGGCUGAUAAUAAAGCUCAAAACAACCAGCCAAGAGAGAAGACUGGGCCGAGUAUGCAGCUGAACAGAGUCAUUUUUAAGAUCAGAGAUCUCUUCCGCCAGCUGCCCCCAGCCAACUACAGGACUCUGCGCUACCUGAUCGCACAUCUACACAGAGUCUCAGAACAGGCCGAAGAGAACAAGAUGACUGCGAGCAACCUUGGCAUCAUCUUUGGCCCCACACUGGUGAAGCCACAGCAUACAGAUGCAGAGGUGUCUCUGUCCUCCCUGGUGGAUUACCCCUACCAGGCACUGAUGGUGGAGCAGCUGGUGAAACACUUUCAGACAGUCUUUGAUGCAUCUUUCCUACCUAGUUCUGACACAAGCAGCGCUGGCCAGGCCUCCCCCAGACUUACCCCGCAGGAGAAGAUUCGACAGCUUAGCAGACACUCAACCUCCCUGACUGACAUCAAAGAGAGCACCAAAAUCUACAAAAGAUACUCAUCUGUCAUCCCAUCAUCUCACAUCAUGGGUGAGGUGCAGGAGGUCCGACCAGGAAAACACAAAAUAGGGGUCUCGACAUUGGACAGAGUCAACGGGGUCCAGGCUUCUAGUGGAGGAGAUGUUCAGAGAUCAACCUUAGUGUUUGGUCGUCCCAGCACCAUCGUCUCCUCUGUCACCACCAUGGCACCAAAGGUACAGCUGCGCCACCAGCGCGCCAGACAAGCGUCUCGACCAGUCAGCAUGCCACUGGAACGCCUGCCCGCACCAGCUCAAAUCGGCGAGAGGAAUAAUCGAAACACCAGCGAUGUUGUUGAUUCAGGCUCUGUUAAGCGGGAGACCAUUGCUGAAACUAUACAGGAGAUGCCAGAGCCAGAGAGGGCUCGGCAAAGUGGCUCAUCCAGGGUUAGUACCUACUACAUUACUCCUUUUAUUGACACUCAGAGGAGGACGUGGGACAAGAAGUACAAGCAUUAUGAUGUUACACCCAGGACUGCUAUGAUAAUGGCCAACCUACCAUCUGCCAGUUCUGGAGUGCAGCCUGUAAAGGCAACGAUACCUGUUAGCAAUGUUGCAACCCCAACAACUGCGUCUGUGGUUCCAACGACGAGUAGCGUUAGCACCGUAUUCUCCAGUAACCUUUACACAUCGUCACUCAAGUCUGUUUGGACCUCCAAAAGGGAAAAUGACACUCAGAGUUCACUCCGCGAGUCUAGCAGCUCACCAAACCUUCCACUAACACUCAGGGCACCGAGGACUCUGCACCCUCCUUCUGGAACUUUCUACAAGCCCCCUGUUUCCAACAACGGCCGUGCUACAACACUCCCAAACUGGAAUACUACUUUAACUACCGCCACCACCACCAGCUUAUCAUCCACCCCCACCAUCAUCUCCACUACCAUUACUUUGUCACCCACCACCAACAUCACCAUCAUUACCACAUCACCUGCUACUACCACCACCACCACCACCUCAUCGUCUUUCCCCAACAGCCCUGUUGAAGCAGCGUGUCCGUCCCCUGUCCUUAAAAGCCCCACACAGACGCCACUCCAGACUCAGGACUCCACUGACAGUGCCAUAGACUCUGGGGUCUCAACCUCUGCUCCCAUGUCACCCCCUCAGUCUCCUCCCCCUAGCAGCCCUGACGACCUUAGCCCUAGUGAGAAUAAACCUGUUUACCAAAGACUGCGACCCCGGCGGCUGCAGGAGCUCGAACACAGAGAGGCUCAUUUUGUCUGACACCAAAAAAAGGAGAAACAAACAAAAAAACUCAUAUGAUAUCUGUAAAUAUUACUUUAUCACAGUGAAUGCUGGGGAAAAGAUUUUUAUCACCAAGCUGAGCAUGGAAGGAAAUGUCGACCUGUGAAAAUAAACCAUAAAAGUGUUAUAAAAGUGCUAAUAUAUUCUUUCAUAUGUCUAAGUCAACAGCAGCUGGUUUAAGCGCUCAAAAUGUCGAUGCCAACACAAUCGUUUAUUGCCACAUUUUUAAAUAAAUAAAUUGAUUAAAUGUAUGACAAAGAAAACUGGCAACAAAUCAAUUUCUGUCUGAAACGAACUUUAAGCCUAUCACAUUUCUUCUUGAAUAUUUGAUUUAUACAGAAAUAUAUUUUACACACUGCACUUAAUAAUCCAGGUUCAGAUUCUGGGGUUCUUUUCAUUUUUAAAAAUUAGUUUAACUCCACUAGGAAUAGAUGUAAGUACUUCAAGCAUGAGGGUUCUUACUGAUAAAGAAGUCAACAUUUACAUCUUUUAAUGUGUUCAUAGCCUGUGAUUGGUACAUCUUUUCUCAGCAUGUAAAUCAUUUGUAUCUUUGUACAUUUUUAUAUUCAUUGAUGCAUAUUCCAUGUCUGUCACAAAGGUUGUGUUUAUUCACAUUUUUGUGACUAUACGGAAGACGAAUGACACGCAACAGUUCCUGCUGCAAAUUAAAAAUUUGAAAU